AUGGGGUUGUUCAACCUUGUGCUAACUGUUGCUGCUUUUAUCUUGCUUGAGAUUAUUAGCUGCGAGGCCAAGGAUGGUACUCACACAAUUGUCUCGGAAAGGAAGCACUCUGGAGUAAAGUUUUCGCCCGCAGUGGUCGGAAAUGGUGACAGCGACAAGAAACAGCUUUUGAGAUCUCUCACCGACAGUACCGAGAGCAACGAGAAGCAAGUUGAGGAAGCUCGAUCGAUAAACUUGUCAUUUUUGAAAAACGCGAAGAAGAACAUACCUGGCCUAAAGGCUCUGAAGGCGGCAGCGGCCGCAAGAUCUGCAGCAACACAAGCGAAGAAGGCUGAAAAAAUCAAGAUGACCAAUCUUUUUAAGAUCUCGGGAACAAGCGACCGGGAAUUAUUUCUAAAAUUCAACGAGUGGAGAGCGAUGAAAAAGACAGGGGUUGACGCUGUCGAAGGCGUUUUUAAGGCGAUGGGAAAGGCUGGGAUGACUGAAAAACAAGCUAUCGCGAUUGGUAACCGAUACGACCGUUGGCUCAGCGUUUUCAAAGUGAGCGCUUGA
This is a messenger RNA of Phytophthora infestans T30-4, 552 nucleotides long. RefSeq lists its product as uncharacterized. The record is from RefSeq and is a predicted model, not a curated record. Bases 1 to 552 code for a protein of 183 amino acids. NCBI's taxonomy places the organism in Eukaryota, Oomycota, Peronosporomycetes, Peronosporales, Peronosporaceae. The transcript has a single exon.